AUGCCGCCAAUGCAACCUCCAAAUAACAGUCACCAGGAGUGUGGGGAGACAUCAUGUGUUGGUGAUGGAGAUCAACAUGAAAGAGCAGAGAAGGAUGAACGAGUUGUGAGUGACUUUCAGCAUUCAAGCAUGCAACAAGUAUUUUUGGAUGAUACAUCAUCCGUGAAUAUUUCUUCUCGGGAUGAGAUGAUAAAGCAAAAAACACAAUCCAAUCAAAGUAGUUCAUGUAGGAAUAAUCAAACAAGGCAACUAUCUAAAAAUUCAUCAGUAUAUGGCAAUGAUUUGUUGGAUAUUUCUCUUCGAGAGGAAUUACUGGAAAAAGGAGAGGACAUUGGCGUACAUGGAAGAAACAUGUUUCAUUUCGGAAAUGAAAAUGACAAUAAUUUGGAUAAUAGUUCUACGAGUUCUUUGUCUGUGGAAUCAUGUGGAGCUUCUCCUCAUAAAAAGAUGGUCAAUCAUGAAGAAGAAGAGGAAGCCGUGGAGGAAAAUAGUAUUUCAGAAGAGGCAAAUUUAUUCCCAAUCUCAUGUACAGCGUGCAGAAGAGGACACAAAAAGUGUGGGAGACAAUUACCUAUUUGUUUGGAAUGUAAAGCAAGGGGAAAGGUGUGUCAAUAUCCAGAACCAAAAAAACGUGGAAGAACUGUUGGAAGUAAAAACAAACAUCCAAAGAGGAAGAGUGUCACCAUGACAAUAAUGGGAAUUGACAGUUUUAAAAAGAAGAAUUCUGGAUAUAAUAUUACCCUUUCACAAUUUGACACUAGUCACACAGUUAAUGAAUCUCAACAAUUUUCCAUUCAACAACCACCAAUUCAAGAAUCAAAUGGAAAAAGAAGUGGUUCUUAUGAAAAUUUCCAAUUAACAUCUGUGAAAAAGAGAAAGGUGGGAAAAUCUAAGAAAUCUUCUUCGACUACAAAUAAUGAAAUAACUCCUGAACCUCCUCCAUCUGUACAUACCUCCACUACUCAACCCAUUUCGAAUAAUGAAGUUAAUUCUUCAUUAUUUGCAAAUGCUCCUCCGUUUUCAUUUAUUCCCACUCCAAUCAACAAUGGAGCAGAGCUUGUAAAUACUAAUCAACAGCAACAACAAAAUAUUUAUCAUCAACAACCACCAUACCGACAACAAUAUUUCAAUGAUAAUAGUUCAAUAAUGAGCGGAAUGCAGAAUAUUCAACAAUUAGAUGUUGAGAGUCUUGUCAAUACCAUUAGAAGUGUACUCACUACUAAUUGUGAUCAACAAACAAUUGAAACUCUUCUUGGAUUAAUUGUUCAAAAUGGAAAUGCAGGAAUAAUAAUGCCAAUUAUUAGUCAAAUGUUAAUUCAGAGACAACAGACUGAUUUUAUCAGUCACCAACAACCUCAAAAUGCCUCUUACAAUUCUCCAAAUAAUGGAUCAAACAAUGAUGUACGAGAUUCAAUCAGUACCAUUCCACAAGUAAUAGAUGAUGCCGUUUAUUCCACAUUUGAAAGAAAUACUCUUCUCCUGCCAGUUAUUCUUCAACAACAAACUAUUGAACUCUUUUUUGGAAUGGUCAGUGCUGGCGUGCCAAUCAUAACAAGAGAUGUCUUCAACAAGAUUAUUGUAAAUAAGGAAGCGUACGGAACCAUGUAUCAGUACACAAGUUUACUCUACUCCAUUCAAUCGUUUUGCUUCCAGAGGGCAGGAAAUAAUACCAAUUCUGUAAGGGCAUUUUACAGAGGAAAAGAGCUCUUGUGUAUGGACUAUAACUAUUCAUCUCCUCCAAGUUAUUUGAUUGCUGCCAUAUGUUGUUAUCUAGGAUCAUUUGCAGCUGCAUCCUAUAUGAAUGAUGAAGCUGCUUCAUUGGUGGAAACGACUGGAAAGUUUCUCUCACAGCAAACUCAACUUGAUGAAUCUACAAUGUGUCUUAAGAGAGGUUAUCAACUCGUUCUUCUAACAUUGGGGGAUGUUGAUAAUGAGGAACAAUAUAUUCCAAACUUUAUGCAAAGAAAACUGAUAGAAGGAUAUAGAUACAGUUCUAGUCAGAGUGUAAUUCCUGAUAGUUUGAAUAAUAUUUUGAAAAAGCCAAUUUCACAAGAAAAUGUACCCGACUAUUUACAUUUUGUGAAUGCCAUUGAACAGGAGUAUAAUGCCUAUCAUUCAAAGAAGAAUAUUCCAGAAAGGGGAAGAUUACUAGGAAAUUUACUCAUUUCAAUCAGUGUCUCAUCCUACAGAUUAUUGAUAUUUAGAGAGUUGGGAUUUAGAGGAAGAUCUUUAAAACAGUCAGCAGCUAAUCUGUCAAAUUUAGCUAAAAGCCCCUUAUUUCCUCAUAUCCCUGCAUUCCUCUUGACUGGGUUGUCCAAGUCGUGGAGAUCCCAUUUGGAAGCAGUUGAAGAGAUUGAGAAUGAUUUUUUCAAAGCUAUUCCAAUCGAUGUGCAAGAGUUUAUCUACUUUCAUGAAAUGCUUUCUCUAGAUCUUUAUUCUGCUAAUUUGAUUGGAAAGAGGUUCACUAAAGUAUUCAACGCUUUUGGAAAAAUCAUUCAAAGGAUGAUUGACUGUACAAAGAGAAAGGACUUUAUUUUGGAAAAGUUGAAACUCACAAAUUCUAAUCAUCAGAUAAAACUGAACUUGGAUUUGUCCAGUUUUGAAUAA
This is a messenger RNA of Naegleria gruberi, 2607 nucleotides long. RefSeq lists its product as uncharacterized. Bases 1 to 2607 code for a protein of 868 amino acids. Gene Ontology annotation, molecular function: DNA-binding transcription factor activity, RNA polymerase II-specific; zinc ion binding. Lineage: Eukaryota; Heterolobosea; Eutetramitea; Acrasida; Naegleriidae. Gene Ontology annotation, biological process: regulation of DNA-templated transcription. The transcript is spliced from 2 exons. The record is from RefSeq and is a predicted model, not a curated record.